AUGGGGCAGGACACCAAUAUGCUAAACACCCACCAACAGUUGGUCAGGACCACGUCGGGGCGACCAGGGCAGGACCCGCGGCUCCAGGCUCCAGGGAAGGCCACGGGCCUGCUCAAGCUUCUGUCAAGCAUCCCGCAGGCCGAGCAGAGGAGCCCUGGGAGCGGUGACGGUGUAAUUCGGCACCAGCGGCAGAGAGCUCAGAGCACAGGGCGGACGGCGAAGGAGGGCCAGACGUCCAGGGGCCAGAACAAGAAAGGACAUGGUUCUGCUGAGGCUGAGGAUCUCUCUCCUUCUCCUCGGAAACCCUCCUUCCCUUUCCAGUGGGCCUGGGAGAGCUUUGCCACAGAAGGCUGGGCUCCACUCCAGCCUGGCUUCCCCUUGGCCCCUGGCCAGCACGCCCUGCCCUUGACCCCUGCAGUCUCCAAGCACAAGCCCAGCCGUAAGUCCAAGCCCUUAGAGCCUCAUGGCUUAUGCUGGAAGAUGAAGACACGAAACCUGCAGAGGAGUCAGCAGUCAAGGGCCUGGAGCUGCAUCUCCAUCCCUUCCGGCCAAGGGGAGGACCAAGAGCUGGAGCUGCCCAGUGAGUGCGGCCUCCAGUCACCUGAGAGGAGGCCGGGACCCGGAUCAGAGUCCGAGGAGGCUGCUGAGCUGGAAGCCCCCAGCACUGAGGAGGCUGAGAGGGAUCUGAGCCCUGGGGAACUGCCUCAGCUCACCAGGAGAGGGUCGAUCUCAAAGGAGAAAUGGUUUGCAGAGGCGACAGAGGAGGGUGAGGAGGAGGAACACAGGGCACCCCACAGAAGGAGGGCGGGGGCUCGGAGAAAGGGGCGGAAUUCCUGCGAGGAGGCCUCCGAGGAGGGCGAACCGCAAUGCCAAAGGAGCAACCCCAGCACCAACAACCCCCAAGGACCGCAGAGGAGGAGGGCAAGGGCCCCGAAGCUGGAGGGGGCAUGGGACCUGGAAAAGUUGCAGCGGCAGCUACAGCAAGACUUGGACUGUGGCCCCAGGAAGCACCCCUGGAAGGCUUUGCGGGCUGCUGUCCAGGUCUCCAACAGGAGUGGGAAGGCCCAGGCCUUGGGAGAUGAUGAGACCCUCCUGUUUGUCAACUUCCCUAAUCGUACCUUCCACAAACGCCAGGAGGCCACCAGGAGCCUGCUGCAGACCUGGGAGCAGCAGCGGCGGCAGGAGCGGCAGCAGGCUGAGCUGCGGCGGGCCCGGGAGCAGCGGGUGCAGCAGCAGGUGGCCCGCUGCCUGGCCGCCUACGCACCCAGAGGGAGUCGGGGGCCAGGGGCCUCCCAGCGCAAACUGGAGGAGCUGAGGCGCCAGGAGCGAGAGCGCUUUGCUGAGUACCAGGCCGAGCUGCAGGGCAUCCAGCACAGGGUGCAGGCCCGGCCCUACCUGUUCCAGCAGGCCAUGCAGGCCAACGCCCGGCUCACAGUGACCCGGCGUUUCUCCCAGGUGCUGUCGGCACUGGGACUGGAUGAGAAACAGCUGCUGGCUGAGGCAAGCAAGGGGGACACGCAGGGCGCCUCCAGGAAGCCCAGGAGCCACAGGUCAACAGGGGAGAGAGUGGAGCACUCUUCUCAGAGCCCCCCGAGGGAAGAACCCAUCGGCAGCCAGCCUGAGAGGCAGUCCACCCCAAGACCAGACUGGGAACCCAGUCCCUUCGAUAAAAAUUAA
This is a messenger RNA of Pteronotus mesoamericanus, 1677 nucleotides long. RefSeq names its product testis specific 10 interacting protein (gene TSGA10IP). Bases 1 to 1677 code for a protein of 558 amino acids. Gene Ontology annotation, biological process: cilium organization. Lineage: Eukaryota; Metazoa; Chordata; Mammalia; Chiroptera; Mormoopidae. The transcript is spliced from 8 exons. The record is from RefSeq and is a predicted model, not a curated record. Gene Ontology annotation, cellular component: cilium; ciliary basal body; photoreceptor connecting cilium.